UUGUCACCUCCUUCUUCCAUCUCUUUCUCUUUGUUCUUUAAACUCUUCCAAGUGUCUCCCUUUCUUUUCUUCUUCUUCAUGGUCCUUUCUCUACUUUGUUUGUCAUUGUUGAACCAUCAAGAAGAAGAAAACUUUUUGGUGACUGACACAAAGAAAUGGGGUGUGUUCAAGGCAAGAAUUCAAUGAACUCACCACCUACAGGGCUAGAGAAGCUAAAAAUGGAAAAUGGGUAUAUAGGAACAGGAGGAUUUGUGGGUCAUAGAAGGUCAACUGGCCAGAGGUAUUCUGCGUCAGGUCGGGUUUAUAGGCCUGAACCACCUAAGAAGCUUAAUGGAUUUGGUAGUGCUGAUGGUGUUGUGGCUGGUGGUAAAGAAGGUAAUUUUAAUGGUAAAGAAAAAGAGAGAAGCGACAAAACUGUUGAAAAGAGAAAUUGUUUGGUUGUUGGAGACGAGAUAGUUGAUGGAUGGCCUAAAUGGCUCAUUGAUAAUAUCCCAAAAGAGGUUUUGGCUGGUUUGGUUCCAAAAAGUGCUGAGUCAUAUGUUAAGCUUGAUAAGAUAGGUCAGGGUACCUACAGCAAUGUGUAUAAAGCUCGAGAUAGGGAGACUGGAAAGAUUGUUGCCUUGAAGAAGGUCCGUUUUGACACAUCGGAACCUGAGAGUGUGAAAUUUAUGGCACGAGAGAUAAUGAUAUUACUGAAGUUGGAUCAUCCCAAUGUAGUGAAGCUCGAAGGGUUGGCCACAUCGAGAAUGCAAUACAGUCUUUAUCUAGUUUUUGACUUCAUGCAGUCAGAUCUGGCAAGAAUUAUAUCUCGUCCUGAGGGCAGGCUUACAGAACCACAGAUAAAAUGUUACAUGCAUCAGCUGCUUUCAGGUCUGCAGCACUGCCACGAAAGGGGAAUUUUGCAUCGGGAUAUUAAAGGAUCUAACUUACUGAUUGAUAAAAAUGGGAUGCUAAAAAUUGCCGAUUUUGGGCUUGCAAAUUAUUUUUCUCCUAACCGCAAGUAUCCCCUCACAAGCCGAGUUGUGACACUUUGGUAUAGAGCUCCUGAGCUGUUGCUAGGUUCUACGGACUAUGGAGUCGGAAUUGACCUUUGGAGUGCUGGAUGCCUCUUGGCAGAGAUGUUUGCGGGGAGGCCAAUCAUGCCAGGUAGAACGGAGGUUGAGCAACUUCACAAGAUUUUCAAGUUGUGUGGCACCCCAUCAGAGGAAUAUUGGAAAAAGUUAAGGCUGUCUACAACUUUCCGACCUCCUCAGUCAUACAAACCUAGCCUAGUAGAUGCUUUCAGGAACUUCCCCAAAUCUUCAUUGGGUCUUUUGAGCACUCUUCUUGCUUUAGAUCCCGCAUAUCGUGGCUCUGCUUCUGCAGGCCUUCAAAAUGAAUUUUUUUACACAAGUCCAUUGGCAUGCGACCUUUCAGGUCUUCCUGUUAUUUACAAUAAGGAUGACGAAACUGAUGAACAGAGAAAGUACAGAAAUCCGAAAAUGAAACAACGGUCUCGAACGCUUCGUGAGCGCAGGAAACAAGAUGAGGUGGCUGAACAAAAGGAAGAAACCAUGUUUCCAAGGGAGGACACUGAGAAAACUGCUGAGCCAAAUGUGCAAGUCCAAGAACCUAGCAGCAGUACCACCAGCACCUCAUCAGGUUCAAAGCCCACCCAGGUGGAGAGCCCUUCCCUUUUUCUCUCUCCAGUUGCUUCUUCUGGCCAGAAGAUAUCCCCACACACCCAUGUUCAUUCUAGUGCUAGUAGGAGCAUUCGAAACCGGCCUCCGCUACCCAGCUCCCAAACACGAGCUGCAAACUAUCAGAAGGACAAUGGUAAUAUGUACAGAUUGAAUCAAGUUAGUAGGUCUGCAUCCACAAGGGAGUUCAGAACUUUGAAUCAAAGGAAGCAUUUAGAAUAUGCGAUUGAUGAUUAGGCCAUGUGAAAUGACUAAUUGAUGCUGAGAUUUUGCGAUUUUGAGGAACUUGAACCAUCUCCUAAAGGUUUUAAUUUGAUAUAUUUUUUUCCCUCCAUAAACUGAUCUCCAAGUAAAUAAAUAUAUCUGUUGAUGCAUGUAUUUUGAUGUGAUACGUGAUUAGUAAGUGUCACAUACCCUGAGGAUUGACUAAAUAGCCUGCUAAUCAAAGUUCAUGAUAUGUUUGUA
Messenger RNA from Theobroma cacao (cacao), 2144 nucleotides. Its product is annotated as putative serine/threonine-protein kinase At1g54610. Gene Ontology annotation, biological process: positive regulation of transcription elongation by RNA polymerase II; protein phosphorylation. Gene Ontology annotation, molecular function: ATP binding; RNA polymerase II CTD heptapeptide repeat kinase activity. Lineage: Eukaryota; Viridiplantae; Streptophyta; Magnoliopsida; Malvales; Malvaceae. Gene Ontology annotation, cellular component: cyclin-dependent protein kinase holoenzyme complex; nucleus. The record is from RefSeq and is a predicted model, not a curated record.